Messenger RNA from Kazachstania africana CBS 2517, 459 nucleotides. RefSeq names its product U2-type spliceosomal complex subunit CWC21 (gene CWC21). Bases 1 to 459 code for a protein of 152 amino acids. The transcript has a single exon. The record is from RefSeq and is a predicted model, not a curated record. NCBI's taxonomy places the organism in Eukaryota, Fungi, Ascomycota, Saccharomycetes, Saccharomycetales, Saccharomycetaceae.
AUGUCGUAUAAUGGUAUUGGGUUGAAGUCUGCAAAGGGAUCCUCGACAUCUGGACAUAUACAGAAGUCGUUAGCAUCCAGUGGCAAUGAAAAGUAUACUAGAUCAUUACAACAUUAUAAAAAGAGGCAGGCAGAGGCACUACGAACACCGCAGCAGGUACGGUCUGGGAAGAAAGAUAAAUCUAUCUUGUUACAUUUGAAUAAACGGAAUAUAGAGUUGCAAGUAUCAGAAUAUAGAGAUGUGCUGGAGGAACAACAGGCGAAAGAUGAAAGUUUGACGGACGAUGUCGUUGAUAGCAAAUGUAAUGGACUUCGUGAGAAACUGUUGAAGGAAUGGGAAGAAGAGCAGCGUUUAUCAAAGGCUUACAAGAGUAGAGACAAGCGUGUGGAGGGAUCCAUCGAAAGUGGACCAGAAGAAAAAGAACAAUAUGAUAAUCGUGUGAACGAAUCUGAGACAUAG